Epinephelus lanceolatus (giant grouper) is the source of this 1285-nucleotide messenger RNA. NCBI's taxonomy places the organism in Eukaryota, Metazoa, Chordata, Actinopteri, Perciformes, Serranidae. The record is from RefSeq and is a predicted model, not a curated record.
AGCUGGGGUAACAAGGACCUUUAAACAGAGCCACGAGCGUUUCAGGACGACGACGAGUCUUCCCUUCAGAGUUGAGCUAUUUUGGGUCUCCGCUUCCGGAGACUUGAAUGAGCUAUAACCCAAGAUGCCUCUAAACGAUGAGCGACCCACCUCCACAUCCAGCGGUGAGGACCAAGGCAGCGAUGUGGAGUCGUCGUCGGAGCGCUGUGACAGCAUGACUUCAACCAGCGACCUGGACUGUUCCCGUGAAAGCUUCACCAGCGACACCUCCAGCAAGCAUUGCACGCCCUCCUCAAGCCCACCCAAAACCUUAACCCUGGAUGAAGUCAUGGAGUCUGCCAGAGACCUGUCCAAUCUCAGCUUGGCCCGAGAGAUCAUUGUGAACCACAAUUUCCAUGUAGAGACAGACAGCCUACCUCAGGACAGCUUAUGGAAGGCAGUCAGAGAUAACCUCCACAAGGCCUUCUGGGACAUCCUGGAGUCCGAGCUGAACGAUGACCCGCCUGAGUAUGGACAAGCCAUCAGAUUACUGGAGGAGAUCAGAGAGAUUUUAUUGUCAUUCCUUAAUCCGGGCGCCAAUCGGAUGCGGACCCAGAUUAUGGAGGUGCUGGACAUGGACCUGAUUCGUCAGCAGGCUGACAACGACGCUGUAGACAUCCAAGGGCUUGCUUCUUACAUCAUCACCACCAUGGGCAAGAUGUGCGCACCGAUUAGGGACGAGGAAAUCAAGAAGCUGCGCGAAAGCUCAGAUAACAUCGUGACACUGUUCAGGGAGAUCUUCCGUGUGCUGGACCUGAUGAAAGCGGACGUAGUCAACUUAACGAUCAAUAUUAUGAGGCCUGUGCUGCAGAGGCAGGGUGUCGAAUAUGAGAGGGCAACGUUUCAGAGCAUCCUGGACAAAACACCCAAUGCUUUGAAGCACACCACCUCGUGGAUCAAGUCAGCACUGGAGGAGCUGUUGGCCAUUACCCCCAAAGACGGUCUGGAGAAAGGAGAGCGACUGGUGCCUGGGCCCUUUCAGGUCCUCAACACUGCCUUCCUACGCAUCCUUACAUGGGAGUACGACAAGAGCCCACUGCCUGAGACCUGGAUGACUGAUGAGACACGUCUGCGAGAGAUUCAGUUGCAGCUCCAGCGGUGUCAGGCGGUGAACGAGGUGCUGCUCAUUAUCUACAGCACCAUCGGAGGGCCUAUCCAGGGUCUGUCCUCGCUGUCUGACCGCCUGAAGAAGAUGAUUAGUGUGCUGCUGGAUGGGAUGCACGGCCGGCUGGUGGUGGUGGUGUAA